AUGUGUACGCACUUUAGUAAGAUGCACAUGAUGAAUAUGAAGGAAAUAAAUGCAAUGGAAACGUCAAUUCAUGUUGCACAGCUACAGCAUUACAUUUUAAAUCCGGAAACAAGUGCUACACGUAUUGACCUAUCGAGCGAAUUAUACCACUGUCUAUCGUGUAAAUUUCGAGGAGUUCGCGAAUUGUCGAGGGCGCUAUUGCACGAGAGUGAAGAUGGCGAGGACGACGCUAUGCUGGAAAGAAAAAAACAAUUGUAUUGUGCAAGUUGUCGGGAUUUUAUCUACCCUGUAACAACUGUAGCAGGUGAAAAUCAACGACGCAAACGGAAGAUUUGUAGUGUGGUGUCAUCGCACAAACUGCUACGACGUGGGCUGGUGAAUAUGGGCAAUACGUGCUUCAUGAGCUCGGUGCUUCAAAUUUUGGCACACAAUCCCAUGCUUCAACACUAUUUUUUUGUGGCGAGAUGUCAUGACACGACAAUCUGCCAGCAACAGCGAGAACGGCUGCUGGUGAAGCGACAGCAGCAACUGGAAGGUGAGAAGCAAAAUCAACACCAUGACGGCGAUGAGAAAGAGAGGGAAGAUACGAAGCACGACUCUAAUCUUGCCAUUGCAGUUUGUCUGGGCUGCGAGCUUGCUGCUUUCAUGAAACUGCUUGUACCUCCUGCGGUCCACAAGGCACGAGAUACUAUGACCGCUUCACCAAUCGUACCGCAAGGUAUUUUAGAAGCAGUGUGGAAUGCAUUUCCGUCUUUUAUUGGCACUGCUCAGCACGAUGCACACGAACUUCUGAUUGCAUUACUGGGAGGUCUACACUCACAUACGCACCCCCGUGUGUUUGUUCACGGUGGCGCCUCUCCGCGAUUUACUCCACGUGGACAUAGUCUGUGCGACUGCGCGGUGCACCAACACUUCUCCGGUGUGUUGAGGUCUAAACUUGCGUGUGAAAGCUGUGGAUUUGCUUCGUACAAGUUUGAUCCGUUCUUGGAUGUGUCUUUGUCUCUAAACGAUGGAAAGAAUACCAAUGUCAAAAAUGAAAAACGCGAGGAACAAGUCAAUGGGUCGUCUGCAAUGAACCUCGAGUCAUUGUUGCGUCAGUUUGCAGCCGAAGAGGAACUGCGAGGAGCGAAUCAAGUAUAUUGUCUUCGAUGCUCGAAGUAUCAGAACAAUUACAAGAGCCUGAACUUGCAUACGCUACCAAACGUGCUCGUGUUUCACAUCCGCCGUCUCGACUUUUAUCGUCAGCAGAAACUGGUGCAGAACGUGGAGUUCCCGCUGGUGGGGCUCAACAUGAGGCCGUUUACGUCGGUGGGUAUUGACGAGGUUAGUGAUUGCAUAGAAGCAGACGCUAAAACUUCCGGACAAGUUGGCGAUCAAAGCGAAUAUAUGUACGAUCUUGCCGCAGUAGUAAGCCACCACGGCGAGUCAGUCAAUGGCGGCCACUACACCUCCUACGUAAGAGACGAAGCGCCCAAGAGUACAACAAGCCCGACCAAUUUAAAACAACAGCAGUGGGUACUAUUCGACGAUGUUGAUGUCAAGACUGUUGCCGCCGAGAACGUCGAGAGCUCUCAAGCAUACCUACUUUGCUAUGUCCGUCGGAACCCAUUUAUCGCUGUCGCCGCAUAA
Molecule: messenger RNA, 1629 nt
Organism: Peronospora belbahrii
Lineage: Eukaryota; Oomycota; Peronosporomycetes; Peronosporales; Peronosporaceae
Source: the annotation of a GenBank genome assembly